AUGUCUCCUCUGUUGUUUUCAUGUGCAAUCAUAACCCUCCUUUUGUUCUUCGCUUCGGUAGUUUCAUCUCUUGAAUUCGUUUACUACACGAACUUCCACUCUACAAAUCUCUUCACAUUCGGCGAUGCCACCAUUGAUUCUUCUUCUUCUUCUUCUUCUUCAAUUCUCUCCCUCACAAACGCAACUUUCUUCAUGGGUCGUUCCUUGAACUCUUUGAAGAUCCCUGUAAUGUCAGCUAAUUCAUCAAAGGUGCUUCCUUUCUGCACGUCUUUCAUCUUCUCCAUCGUCCCUCUCAAAGGGUUUCUCCCAGGUCACGGAUUCGCCUUUGCUUUCUUGCCGUCCGAUGGUAUAUCCGGUGACAGCUCAGCUCAGAAUCUUGGUCUUUUUAACUUCACCAACAAUUGUGAUCCCAAUAGCAGCAUCUUUGGUGUUGAGUUCGAUGUGUUUGCGAACCAGGAAUUCGAUGAUAUCAACGACAAUCAUGUGGGUGUUGAUGUGAACUCCCUGAAAUCCGUUGCUUCAAGUCCUGCUGGGUUUUGGGGAGGGCGUAAAGAUGAAAACUUUAAGGGGUUGAAGCUUAAUAAUGGUGUGAAUUAUCAAGUUUGGAUUGAUUAUCAAGAUUCUAUUGUAAAUGUUUCCUUGGCUAAAGUUGGGGAGAUAAGGCCUAGGAGGCCAUUGAUUAGUACGUUUGUGAACCUUUCUGGUGUUUUCCUUAAUGAAAUGCAUGUGGGAUUUGCUGGAUCAACAGGGCAACUGUUGGAGAGUCAUAGGAUUCUGGCUUGGAGCUUUAGUAAUUCCAAUUUUUCAAUUGUGAUGCUUUGA
Molecule: messenger RNA, 822 nt
Organism: Hibiscus syriacus
Lineage: Eukaryota; Viridiplantae; Streptophyta; Magnoliopsida; Malvales; Malvaceae
Product: probable L-type lectin-domain containing receptor kinase VII.2
Exons: 1
Coding region: 1-822 (273 amino acids)
Molecular function (GO): carbohydrate binding
Source: RefSeq, a predicted model, not a curated record